UCUGCGCGCCGAGCCGCCGGGCGCAGCUCCUCGCCGGGCCGCCUCCUGCGCUCCGGGGCGACCGCUCCGUCGCCAGCGCAAUGUGGCCGCGUCUGGCCUUUUGUUGCUGGGGUCUGGCGCUCGUUUCGGGCUGGACGACCUUUCAGCAGACGUCCCCGUCGCGCAAUUUCAGCUUCCGCCUCCUCUCCGAGGCCGCACCCGGGGCGCCGGGCCGACUGUCCUCCGCGCCGCCCGCGCCCGGCGAGGAGGAGGAGGCGGCGGAGAGCAAAGUGGAGCGGCUGGGCCAGGCGUUCCGGCGGCGCGUGCGGCGGCUGCGGGAGCUCAGCGAGCGUCUGGAGCUCGUUUUCCUGGUGGACGAGUCGUCCAGCGUGGGCCAAGCCAACUUCCGCAGCGAGCUCAAGUUCGUCCGUAAGCUGCUGUCCGACUUCCCCGUGGUGUCCACCGCCACGCGGGUGGCCAUCGUGACCUUCGCGUCCAAGAGCAACGUGGUGCCGCGCGUCGACUACAUCUCCUCGCGCCGUGCGCACCAGCACAAGUGCGCGCUGCUCAGCCGCGAGAUCCCGGCCAUCACCUACCGCGGCGGCGGCACCUACACCAAGGGCGCCUUCCAGCAAGCCGCGCAAAUCCUUCGCCAUGCUAGAGAAAACUCAACAAAAGUUAUCUUUCUCAUUACUGACGGAUAUUCCAAUGGAGGAGAUCCCAGGCCCAUUGCAGCAUCGUUGCGAGACUUGGGGGUGGAGAUCUUCACUUUUGGCAUAUGGCAAGGAAACAUUCGAGAACUGAAUGACAUGGCUUCCUCCCCAAAGGAGGAACAUUGCUACCUGCUCCACAGUUUUGAAGAAUUUGAGGCUUUAGCUCGCCGAGCAUUACAUGAAGAUCUACCUUCCGGGAGUUUUAUUCAAGAGGAUAUGUCGCACUGCUCAUAUCUCUGUGAAGCUGGCAAAGACUGCUGUGACCGAAUGGCAAGCUGUAAAUGUGGGACGCACACAGGUCAAUUCGAAUGCAUCUGUGAGAAGGGCUAUUAUGGGAAAGGUCUACAACACGAAUGCACAGCUUGCCCAUCAGGGACAUACAAGCCUGAAGGUUCUCCAGGAGGUAUCAGCACAUGCAUCCCCUGUCCUGAUGAAAACCACACCUCCCCACCCGGAAGCACGUCCCCCGAAGACUGCGUCUGCAGGGAGGGAUACCAGGCAUCUGGCCAGACAUGUGAAGUUGUCCACUGCCCUGCUCUGAAGCCUCCUGAAAAUGGUUACUUUAUCCAAAAUACUUGCAACAACCACUUCAAUGCAGCCUGUGGGGUCCGAUGUCACCCUGGAUUUGACCUCGUGGGAAGCAGCAUCCUCCUGUGUCUACCCAGUGGUUUGUGGUCCAGUUCAGAGAGCUCUUGCAGAGUGAGAACAUGCCCCCAUCUCCGCCAGCCCAAACAUGGCCGCAUAAGCUGUUCCACAAGGGACAUGUCCUAUAGGACAACUUGCUUGGUUACCUGUGACGAAGGGUACGGACUAGAAGGAAGUGCGAAACUUACCUGCCAAGGAAACGCCCAGUGGGAUGGAGGAGAACCCCAGUGUGUGGAACGUCAUUGCCCCAUCUUCCAGAAACCCAAAGGUGUCAUCGUAUCCCCGCCCACCUGUGGCAAGCAGCCAGCCAGACCAGGGAUGGUGUGUCAGCUAAGCUGCCGUAGAGGAUUCAUUUUAUCUGGCGUGCGAGAAGUGAGAUGUACCACUUCUGGAAAAUGGAGUGCUAGAGUUCAGACAGCUGUGUGUAAAGACAUGGAGCCUCCUCAGAUCAGCUGCCCUAAGGACAUAGAGGCUAAGGCUCAGGAACAGCAAGAUUCUGCUAACAUUACCUGGCAAAUCCCAACAGCUAAAGACAACUCAGGUGAAAAGGUGUCACUCCACGUUCAUCCACCUUUUACCCCGCCUUACCUUUUCCCAAUUGGAGAUGUGGCCAUCACAUACACAGCAACUGAUUCAUCCGGCAAUCAAGCCACCUGCACCUUCCACAUCAAGGUCAUUGAUGUAGAGCCACCUGUCAUAGACCGGUGCAGGUCCCCACCUCCAAUCCAGGUCUCAGAGAAGGAACAUCUUGCCAGCUGGGAUGAGCCUCAGUUCUCAGACAACUCAGGUGCCAUCUUGGUGAUCACAAAAAGUCACACACAAGGAGACCUUUUUCCUCAUGGGGAGACCAUCGUGAAGUAUACAGCCACAGACCCCUCGGGCAAUAACAGAACAUGUGACAUCCGCAUUGUCAUAAAAGGCUCUCCCUGUGAAGUUCCCUUCACACCUACAAAUGGGGAUUUUAUUUGUACCCAAGACAGUGCUGGAGUUAACUGUACAUUAAGUUGCCUGGAGGGCUAUGAUUUCACAGAAGGGUCUAUGGAGAAGUAUUAUUGUGCUUAUGAAGACGGUGUCUGGAAACCACCAUAUUCUACUGAAUGGCCAGACUGUGCUAUAAAACGUUUUGCAAACCAUGGGUUCAAGUCCUUUGAAAUGUUGUACAAAGCCACUCGCUGUGAUGACAUGGAUCUGUUGAAAAAGUUUUCUGAAGCAUUUGAAACUACUCUGGGGAAAAUGGUCCCAACAUUUUGUAGUGAUGAUGAGGACAUUGAUUGUAAGCUGGAGGACCUGACCAAAAAAUAUUGCCUGGAAUAUAAUUAUGACUAUGAAAAUGGCUUUGCAAUUGGACCAGGUGGCUGGGGCACAGCCAACAGGCUGGAUUAUUCCUAUGAUGAUUUCUUGGACGCUGUGCAAGAAACACCCACCGGUGUCAGCAAAGCCAGAUCUUCACGGAUUAAAAGAAACGUCCCAUUGUCUGACCACAAAAUUAAGUUAAUUUUUAAUAUCACAGCUAGUGUGCCAUUACCCGAUGAAAGAAAUGAUACCCUUGAAUUGGAAAAUCAACAGCGACUCAUUAAGACUUUGGAAACUAUUACAAAUCGACUGAAAAGGACCCUCAAUACAGAGCCAAUGUAUUCCUUCCAGCUCGCCUCUGAAAUGCUUGUAGCUGACAGCAAUUCUUUGGAGACAGAAAAGGCUUUUCUCUUUUGCAGACCAGGCUCUGUACUGAGAGGCCGCAUGUGUGUCAAUUGUCCCUUGGGAACCUAUUAUUCUCUGGAGCAUUCUGUUUGUGAAAGCUGUCGCCUGGGAUCUUAUCAAGAUGAGGAAGGGCAAUUGGAGUGCAAACUUUGUCCUGCUGGGACUCAUACGGAGUAUCUCCAUUCAAGAAGUAUCUCAGAAUGUAAAGCUCAGUGUAAACAAGGCACUUACUCAUCCAAUGGGCUUGAGACUUGUGAAUCGUGUCCACUGGGCACUUACCAGCCAGAAUUUGGUUCUCGGAACUGCCUUUUAUGUCCAGAAUCCACUUCAACUGUGAAGAGAGGAGCUGUGGACAUUUCUGCUUGUGGAGUACCUUGUCCAAUAGGAGAAUUCUCUCGUUCUGGGUUAAUGCCUUGUUACCCAUGUCCUCAAGACUAUUAUCAACCUAAUCCAGGGAAGUCUUUCUGCCUAUCUUGUCCUUUUUAUGGAACUACAACCAUCACUGGUGCCAGAUCUAUCACAGAUUGUUCAAGUUUUAGUUCAACUUUCUCAGCAGCAGAGGAAAGUAUAGUACCCCUCGCCUCACCUGGACAUAUCCAAACGAAGUAUGAAGUUAGCAGCCAGGUUUUCCAUGAAUGUUUCUUAAACCCUUGCCACAACAAUGGGACCUGCCAACAAAUCGGGCGUGGUUAUGUGUGCCUCUGUCCUCCUGGAUAUACAGGCUUAAAGUGUGAAACAGACAUGGAUGAGUGCAACUCGCUACCUUGCCUCAACAAUGGAAUUUGUAAAGACCAAGUAGGGAAAUUCGUUUGUGAGUGCCCAUUGGGUUAUACAGGUCAGCUAUGUGAAGAAAAUAUAAAUGAGUGUAGCUCCAGUCCUUGUUUAAAUAAAGGAACCUGUGUUGAUGGCGUGGCAGGUUAUCACUGCACCUGUAUGAAAGGAUAUAUUGGCCCGCACUGUGAAACAGAAGUCGAUGAAUGUCAAUCAAGCCCUUGCUUUAAUAAUGCAGCCUGUGAGGACCAAGUUGGAGGAUUCUUGUGCAAAUGUCCCCCUGGAUUUUUGGGUAUCCGGUGUGAGAUAAACAUCGAUGAGUGUCUCAGUCAGCCGUGCCAAAAUGGAGCCACUUGUAAGGAUGGCGCCAGUAGUUUCAGGUGCCACUGUGCAGCAGGCUUCACGGGGUCACACUGCGAAUCAAACAUCAAUGAAUGUCAGUCUAACCCAUGUAGAAAUCAGGCCACCUGCGUGGAUGAAUCAAACUCAUACAGCUGUAAAUGUCGGCCAGGAUUUUCAGGCAGCAGGUGUGAAACAGAACAGUCUACAGGUUUUAACCUAGAUUUUGAAGUUUCUGGCAUCUAUGGGUAUGUCAUGCUGGAUGGUGUCCUUCCAUCCCUCCAUGCUGUAACCUGUGCAUUCUGGAUGAAAUCCUCUGACACCUUCAACUAUGGCACACCCAUCUCCUAUGCACUUGAAGAUGACAGCGACAAUACUUUCCUCCUGACUGAUUAUAAUGGCUGGGUUCUUUAUGUGAAUGGCAAGGAAAGGAUAACAAACUGUCCCUCAGUGAAUGACGGCAGUUGGCACCAUAUUGCAAUCACUUGGACAAGUGCCGGUGGAGUCUGGAAAGUCUAUAUUGAUGGGAAAUUAUCUGACAGCGGCAGCGGUCUCUCUGUUGGGACAGCCAUCCCUGGUGGUGGUGCAUUAGUUCUUGGGCAAGAGCAAGACAAAAAAGGAGAGGGAUUCAACCCAGCUGAGUCUUUUGUGGGCUCCAUAAGCCAGCUCAACCUUUGGGACUAUGUCCUGUCUCCACAGCAGGUGAAAUCACUUGCUACAUCCUGCCCAGAAGAACUCAGUAGAGGAAAUGUGUUAGCAUGGCCUGAUUUCUUGUCAGGAAUUGUAGGGAAAGUGAAGGUUGAUUCCAAGAGCAUAUUCUGUUCUGAUUGCCCACCUUUAGACGGAUCGGUGCCUCAUCUUCGAACAGCAUCAACAGAUCUAAAGCCAGGCUCCAAAGUCAGUCUGUUCUGCGAUCCUGGCUUCCAGAUGGUCGGGAAUCCUGUACAGCACUGUCUCAACCAAGGACAGUGGACACAGCCACUCCCUCGCUGCGAACGUAUCAGCUGUGGGGUGCCCCCUCCCUUGGAGAAUGGCUUUUAUUCAGCUGAAGAUGUCCAUGCAGGCAGCACAGUGACCUACCAGUGUAACAACGGCUACUACUUGUUGGGUGACUCCAGAAUGUUCUGUACAGACAGUGGGAACUGGAAUGGCAUUUCCCCAUCCUGCCUGGAUGUUGAUGAAUGUGCAGUUGGGUCGGACUGUAGCGAGCAUGCUUCUUGCCUGAAUACAAAUGGAUCCUACAUAUGCUCCUGUAUCCCACCAUACACAGGAGAUGGCAAAAAAUGUGCAGAACCCAUAAAAUGUAAGGUCCCAGAAAAUCCAGAAAAUGGCUACUCUUCUGGUGAGAUAUAUACAGUGGGGGCUGAAGUUACGUUUUCCUGUGAGGAAGGAUACCGACUGAGGGGAGUAACCAAAAUCACCUGCUUGAUGUCUGGAGAGUGGAAUCACCCAAGACCAAAUUGUGAAGCUAUUUCCUGUGGUGAACCAGCUAUUCCAGAAAAUGGUGGCAUUGAUGGAUCAGAAUUUACUUAUGGCAGUAAAGUGACAUACAGGUGUAAUAAGGGCUAUACUUUGGCUGGUGAUAAAGAAACAUCUUGUCUUGCUAGUGGUUCUUGGAGUCAUUCUAACCCUGCGUGUGAACUGGUGAAGUGUUCGAACCCUGAAAGCAUAAAUAAUGGAAAAUACGUUUUGAGUGGGCUCACCUACCUGUCUACUGCAUUAUAUUCAUGUGAGAGUGGAUACAGCUUACAGGGCCCUUCCUUCCUUGAAUGCACAGCUUCCGGCAGCUGGGACAGAGCACCACCGGCCUGUCUCCUUGUCUCCUGUGGAGAGCCACCUACCAUCAAAGAUGCUGUCAUAACUGGGAGUAACUUCACUUUUGGGAACACUGUCACCUACACAUGCAAAGAAGGCUAUACCCUUGCUGGUCUGGACACCAUUGAAUGCCUGGCCAGUGGCAAGUGGAGUGGAAGUAACCAGCAAUGUCUGGCCGUCUCAUGUGAUGAACCCCCCAACGUGGACCACGCCUCUCCAGAGACCGCCCAUCGGCUCUUUGGAGACAUCGCAAUCUACUACUGCUCAGAUGGCUAUAGCCUGGCGGACAAUUCCCAACUGCUCUGCAAUGCCCAGGGCAAGUGGGUUCCCCCAGAGGGUCAGGCCAUGCCUCGUUGUAUAGCUCAUUUCUGUGAAAAACCCCCGUCUGUUUCCUAUAGCAUCUUGGAAUCUGUGAGCAAAGCAAAAUUUGCAGCUGGCUCAGUCGUGAGUUUUAAGUGCAUGGAAGGUUUUGUGCUGAACACCUCAGCAAAGAUCGAAUGUGUGAAGGGUGGGCAGUGGAACCCUUCCCCGCUGUCCAUCCAGUGUGUUCCUGUGCGGUGCGGAGAGCCGCCGAGCAUCCUGAAUGGCUAUGCGAGCGGAUCAAACUACAGUUUCGGGGCCAUGGUGGCUUAUAGCUGCCACAAGGGCUUCUUCAUCAAAGGGGAGAAGAAGACCACCUGCGAAGCCACGGGACACUGGAGCAGCCCCACACCCACGUGCCACCCUGUAUCUUGCAGCGAACCACCCAAGGUUGAGAAUGGCUUUCUGGAGCACACAACUGGCAGGACAUUUGAGAGCGAAGUGAGGUAUCAGUGUAACCCAGGCUACAAGCCAGUCGGAAGUCCUGUGUUUGUCUGCCAAGCCAAUCGCCACUGGCAGAGUGAAUCUCCUCUGUCUUGCAUCCCUCUCAGCUGUGGAAAACCUCCCCCAAUCCAGCAUGGCUUCACAAGAGGAGAAACCUUUGAAGUAGGAUCCAAGGUUCAGUUUUUCUGUAACGAAGGCUAUGAACUUAUUGGUGAUCAUUUCUGGACAUGCCAGAAAUCUGGCAAAUGGAAUAAGAAGCUAAACCCGAAGUGUGUGCUUGCCAAGUGCCCAGACCCACCCCUCUUGGAAAAUCAGCUCGUACUGAAGGAGUUAACUUCUGAGAUAGGAGUGGUGACACUUUCCUGUAGAGAAGGGCAUAUCCUGCAAGGCCCUUCUGUUGUGAAAUGCUUGCCAUCCCAGCAGUGGAAUGAUUCUUUUCCUGUAUGUAAGAUGGUUCUUUGCCCCCCACCUUCCCUCAUUCCCUUUGGUGCCCCUGCUCCUUCUUCUGCUCUUCACUUUGGAAGUACUGUCAUGUAUUCUUGUGUAGAGGGGUUUUUCCUAAGAGGAAAUCCUGCCACUACUUGCCAAGCUGAUGGCGCCUGGAGCUCUCCACUGCCAGAAUGUGUUCCAGUAGAAUGUCCCCAACCCGAGGACAUCCUCAAUGGCAUGGUCGAUGUACAAGGGCUGGCUUAUCUCAGCACAGCUCUCUAUACUUGUAAGCCCGGCUUUGAGUUGGUUGGAAAUACUACUACCCUGUGUGGAGAAAAUGGUCACUGGCUCGGAGGAAAACCAAUAUGCAAACCCAUUGAGUGCCCAAAGCCCAAGGAGAUUUUGAAUGGCAAAUUCUCUUACACAGAUCUUCACUACGGAAAGACUGUUACAUAUUCUUGUGACCGAGGCUUCCGGCUUGAAGGCCCCAACACCUUGACCUGUUUAGAGACAGGUGACUGGGAUGUGGAUGCCCCAUCUUGCAAUGCCAUCCACUGUAAUCCCCCACAGCCCAUUGAAAAUGGUUUUGUAGAGGGUGCAGAUUACAGCUAUGGUGCUGUAAUCAUCUACAGUUGCUUCCCUGGGUUUCAAGUGGCUGGUCACGCCAUGCAGACCUGUGAAGAGUCAGGAUGGUCAAGCGCCAUCCCAGCAUGUGUACCCAUAGACUGUGGUCUCCCUCCUCACAUAGAUUUUGGUGAUUGUACUAAAGUCAAAGAUGGCCAGGAAUAUUUUGACCAAGAAGUCGACAUGAUGGAAGUUCCGUACCUGACUUCUCACCCUGCUCAUCCUCUGGGAGCAGUAGCUAAAACCUUAGAAAAUACAAAGGAGUCUCCCACUACGCAUUCUUCAAAUUUCCUAUAUGGCACUAUGGUUUUAUACACCUGUAAUCCAGGACAUGAACUUUUGGGGAACCCUAUGCUGAUCUGCCAGGAAGAUGGAACUUGGAAUGGCAGCGCCCCUUCCUGUAUUUCAGUUGAAUGUGACUUGCCUGUUGCCCCUGAAAAUGGCUUUUUGCACUUUGCAGAGACUACCAUGGGCAGUGCUGCGCAGUACAGCUGCAAACCUGGGCACAUUCUAGUGGGACCUGACAUACGACUUUGUCUACAGAAUAGGAAGUGGAGUGGUGCUUCCCCACGCUGUGAAGCCAUUUUGUGUAAAAAGCCAGAUCCAGUUAUAAAUGGAUUCAUCCAAGGGAGCAGUUACACAUACCUGAGUGUGGUGCACUAUGGGUGUGACCCUGGGUAUGUGCUGAAUGGCACCGAGAGGAGAACAUGCCAGGAAAAUAAAAACUGGGAUGGGCAUGAUCCAGUUUGCAUUCCUGUUGACUGUGGCUCACCCCCAGUCCCAGCCAAUGGCCAGGUGGAAGGAGAGAAGUACACAUUCCAAGAAGACGUUGAGUACACUUGCACUGAAGGGUUCGUACUUGAGGGAGCCAGAAGUCGUGUCUGUCUUGACAAUGGAAGUUGGAGCGGAGUCACUCCCAGUUGUGUACCUGUCAAAUGUGCCCCACCAUCACAGAUAGAAAAUGGGAGGAUGGAUGGAUUGGACUACAGCUUCAAGAAGGAAGUGGUGUUCCGCUGUCAUGAGGGCUAUGUGUUACACGGUUCUUCAAAAAUCACCUGUCAGUCAGAUGGGAACUGGGAUGAAGAGGUGCCUCUCUGUAAACCAGUGAACUGUGGACCUCCUGAAGAUCUUACCCAUGGGUUCCCUAAUGGUUUUUCUUUUUAUCAUGGAAGAGAUAUACAGUAUCAGUGCUUUCCUGGUUAUAAGCUCCAUGGAAAUCCUUCAAGAAGAUGUCUCUCCAAUGGCUCCUGGAGUGGCAGUCCACCCUCCUGCCUAUCUUGUAGGUGUUCCACUCCAGAAAUUCCAUAUGGAGCUAUCAGUGGGUCUGAUUUUGAUUGUGGAAAGACAGUCAAGAUUCAGUGCCUCAAGGGCUUCCAUCUGCUGGGGUUUUCUGAAAUCACCUGUGAAGCCAAUGGCCAGUGGAGCUCCAGCUUUCCACACUGUGAACACAGUUCAUGCGGCGCUCUCCCCGCAAUACCGAAUGCGAUCAUCAGUGAGAGCAGACCUUUGCAGGAAAAUGUAAUAACCUACAGCUGCAGAUCAGGCUAUGUUAUGCAAGGCAGCCCGGAUCUGAUUUGUACAGAGAAAGGGACAUGGAGUCAACCUUAUCCAGUCUGCGAGCCCCUGUCCUGUGGACCCCCACCAUUUGUUGCCAAUGCAAUGACAACUGGAGAGGAGCACACCUAUGAAAGCAAAGUGAAGCUCAGAUGCUUGGAGGGCUACAUGAUGGAUACAGAUACAGAUACAUUUACCUGCCAGAAAGAUGGUCAUUGGUUCCCUGAGAUGAUCUCUUGCAGCUCUAAAAAUUGUUCUCUGCCAUCAAACUUAACACAUAUACUUGUUCAUGGAGAUGAUUUCAGUGUGAAUAAGCAAGUUUUUCUGUCGUGUGCAGAAGGGUAUACCUACAAGGGAGUUAACAUAUCAACGUGUCAGCUUGAUGGUACCUGGGAGCCACCAUUUUCUGAUGAAUCUUGCAGUCCAGUUUCUUGUGGGAAACCUGAAAGUCCAAAACAUGGAUUUGUGGUUGGCAACAAAUACAGCUUCGGAAGCACAAUUAUUUAUCAGUGUGAACCUGGCUAUGAAUUAGAGGGGAACAGAGAGUGUGUCUGUCAAGAGGACGGACGGUGGAGUGGAGGGGUAGCAACAUGUAGAAAGACCAGGUGCAGAGCUCCUUCUGGGUUUCUGAAUGGGGAGGUCGACGUGGAAAACACCACCACGGGACUCAGCGUCACCUACACCUGCCACCGAGGCUACAGCCUUGAAGGCCUCCCCACGGCAUGGUGCACUGACAACGGCACGUGGAGCCACCCAGUUCCUCUCUGCAAACCCAAUCCAUGCCCUGUCCCUUUUGUGAUUCCGGAGAAUGCUCUGCUCUCUGAAAAGGAGUUUUAUGUUGAUCAGAAUGUGUCUAUCAGGUGUAGAGAAGGGUUCCUACUCAAGGGCCCAGGUGUCAUUACCUGCAGCCCUGAUGAGACGUGGACACAGACCAGCACCAAAUGUGAAAAAAUCUCCUGUGGCCCACCAACUCAUGUAGAAAAUGCAAUUGCUCGAGGUAUAUAUUACCAGUAUGGGGACAUGAUCACCUACUCCUGUUAUAGUGGGUACAUGCUGGAGGGUUCCCUACGGAGUGUUUGCCUAGAAAAUGGAACAUGGACAUCACCUCCUAUCUGCAGAGCUGUCUGUCGAUUCCCAUGUCAAAAUGGAGGUGUCUGCCAGCGCCCCAAUGCUUGUUCCUGCCCAGAUGGCUGGAUGGGCCGUCUCUGUGAAGAGCCAAUAUGCAUUCUCCCCUGUCUGAAUGGUGGUCGUUGUGUGGCUCCUUACCAGUGUGACUGCCCACCUGGAUGGACUGGGACCCGCUGUCAUACAGCUACUUGCCAGGUUCCGUGUUUAAAUGGUGGAAAAUGUGUGAGACCAAAUCGAUGCCAUUGUCUCUCAGCUUGGACAGGACAUGAUUGUUCCAGGAAAAGAAGGACUGGGUUUUAAAUACCACAAACCGAACCAGAUGUCUAUGCAAGAUCAUCUCUUCCUGGUAGCACCUCAACUUCCUGCAACUUAACCACGAAGAAAAUCCAACAUGGUGCUGAGGCUUGUUUUGUUCAGUCAACUUGUUAUUUGAAGUUUAUUUUUUAUUUUGUGACAUAUUUUAUUACUCCUUUGACAUCCUUUCUUACAUGUUUCCAUUUUUAAAUAUUCCUGUAUUUUCUAUAUAAAAAUUAUAUUAAAUAGAUGCUGCUCCACCCUCAUGAAAUGUACAUACUCUGCUGUCUAUUGGGAAAGUUCCUGGAACACGUUUUUAUUCAGUUACUUAAAAUAAUUUUUCCAUUAAAAUAUAUUUUGCUACUAAAUAGCA
Molecule: messenger RNA, 11166 nt
Organism: Chinchilla lanigera (long-tailed chinchilla)
Lineage: Eukaryota; Metazoa; Chordata; Mammalia; Rodentia; Chinchillidae
Gene: Svep1
Product: sushi, von Willebrand factor type A, EGF and pentraxin domain containing 1
Exons: 48
Coding region: 81-10799 (3572 amino acids)
Molecular function (GO): calcium ion binding
Source: RefSeq, a predicted model, not a curated record